Cynocephalus volans (Philippine flying lemur) is the source of this 1395-nucleotide messenger RNA. It is a transcript of the gene MAPK10, whose product is annotated as mitogen-activated protein kinase 10. Gene Ontology annotation, cellular component: cytoplasm; nucleus. Gene Ontology annotation, molecular function: JUN kinase activity; ATP binding. Gene Ontology annotation, biological process: protein phosphorylation; JNK cascade. The record is from RefSeq and is a predicted model, not a curated record. Bases 1 to 1395 code for a protein of 464 amino acids. Lineage: Eukaryota; Metazoa; Chordata; Mammalia; Dermoptera; Cynocephalidae. The transcript has 12 exons.
AUGAGCCUCCAUUUCUUAUACUACUGCAGUGAACCAACCUUGGAUGUGAAAAUUGCCUUUUGUCAGGGAUUCGAUAAACAAGUGGAUGUGUCAUAUAUUGCCAAACAUUACAACAUGAGCAAAAGCAAAGUUGACAACCAAUUCUACAGUGUGGAAGUGGGAGAUUCAACCUUCACAGUUCUCAAGCGCUACCAGAAUCUAAAGCCUAUUGGCUCUGGGGCUCAGGGAAUAGUUUGUGCUGCGUAUGAUGCUGUCCUUGACAGAAAUGUGGCCAUUAAGAAGCUUAGCAGACCCUUUCAGAACCAAACCCAUGCCAAGAGAGCGUACCGGGAGCUGGUCCUCAUGAAGUGCGUGAACCAUAAAAAUAUUAUUAGUUUAUUAAAUGUCUUCACACCCCAGAAAACACUGGAGGAGUUCCAAGAUGUUUACUUAGUAAUGGAGCUGAUGGAUGCCAACUUGUGCCAGGUGAUUCAGAUGGAAUUAGACCAUGAGCGAAUGUCUUACCUGCUAUACCAAAUGUUGUGUGGUAUCAAGCACCUCCACUCUGCUGGAAUUAUUCACAGGGAUUUAAAACCAAGUAACAUUGUAGUCAAGUCUGACUGCACAUUGAAAAUCCUCGACUUUGGACUGGCCAGGACAGCAGGCACAAGCUUCAUGAUGACCCCGUAUGUGGUGACACGUUAUUACAGAGCCCCUGAGGUCAUCCUGGGAAUGGGCUACAAGGAGAACGUUGACAUGUGGUCAGUAGGGUGCAUCAUGGGAGAAAUGAUAAAAGGUGCAGUGCUGUUUCCUGGCACUGAUCAUAUUGACCAAUGGAAUAAGGUGAUUGAGCAACUAGGAACACCGUGUCCAGAAUUCAUGAAGAAACUGCAACCCACAGUAAGAAACUAUGUGGAGAAUCGGCCCAAGUACGCGGGACUCACCUUCCCCAAGCUCUUUCCAGAUUCCCUCUUCCCUGCGGACUCCGAGCACAAUAAACUCAAAGCCAGCCAAGCCAGGGACCUGUUGUCAAAGAUGCUAGUGAUUGACCCAGCAAAAAGGAUAUCAGUGGACGAUGCUUUACAGCACCCAUACAUCAACGUCUGGUACGACCCUGCUGAAGUGGAGGCGCCUCCACCUCAGAUAUAUGACAAACAGUUGGAUGAAAGAGAACACACCAUUGAAGAAUGGAAAGAACUUAUCUACAAGGAAGUGAUGAAUUCAGAAGAAAAGACGAAAAAUGGAGUAGUAAAAGGACAGCCUUCUCCUUCAGGUGCAGCAGUGAACAGCAGUGAGAGUCUCCCUCCAUCCUCGUCCGUCAAUGACAUCUCCUCCAUGUCCACUGACCAGACCCUGGCAUCUGACACUGACAGCAGCCUGGAAGCCUCGGCAGGACCCCUGGGUUGUUGCAGGUGA